ACUUUAUGAAUGAUUUGCGUCGUGCGCGCAAGGCAAAACACAGAAUCGAUGCUCUUGUCUUGUUGGGCUCCGAUUGGGUGAGUGGUGGAAAUGUGUCAGGCAUAUGCUCGCCAUGGGCGGGAGUAGACGUGUUUAUAAAGCUCCGUGGGGCGGCGACGGUGUGUUAAAAAGCGAACGAGAGCGCACGACAGAGAAAGCCUCGGUACACCCGAUGUUAGGUAGGGGAGGCGGGUCGCCCUCUGCCGCUCCGUCUCCUCACCUGUAUGGAUGACCACUACAACCUCAUCGACUCGCCCUCAGCCUGCCACAGAGGGACAAACGCCGACAACCACGGCUACGCGGAGACGGAGAAGGACAUCAUGACAGUUGUGGCGUGCGAUAACAUGCUGGAGGAAACCGUGGCGCUCCCCAGUCACCUGUCGGUGGAUCGAUACGAGCCGGACCACGAGUGCUGCGAACGAGUGGUCAUCAACAUCUCGGGACUGCGCUUCGAGACCCAGCUGAAAACUUUCAAUCAGUUCCCGGACACGCUGCUCGGAGACCCGAAGAAAAGGAUGCGCUACUUUGACCCGCUCAGAAACGAGUAUUUUUUUGACAGGAACCGACCCAGCUUCGAUGCCAUCCUCUACUACUAUCAAUCCGGGGGGCGCAUUCGGAGACCCGUCAACGUUCCCAUUGACAUCUUCUCGGAGGAAAUUCGCUUUUAUCAACUUGGCGAGGAAGCCAUGGAGAAAUUCCGGGAGGAUGAGGGCUUUAUCAAAGAAGAGGAGCGACCGCUGCCAGACCAUGAGUUUCAAAGACAGGUUUGGCUUUUGUUUGAGUACCCAGAGAGCUCUGGUCCUGCCAGAGGCAUUGCUAUUGUGUCUGUUUUGGUCAUUUUGAUUUCCAUUGUUAUUUUCUGCUUGGAGACCCUACCUGAGUUUAGGGACGACAAGGACCCGACCCCUGUCUCGCCUAUUGCGAAUGCCACUGGCCCUUUCGUGUCCAGCACUUUCACAGACCCUUUCUUUGUGAUCGAGACCCUUUGCAUCAUCUGGUUCUCUUUCGAACUGCUCGUGCGAUUCUUCGCGUGCCCCAGCAAGGCUACUUUUUCCAAAAACAUUAUGAAUAUCAUUGAUAUCGUGGCUAUUAUUCCUUACUUCAUCACUCUGGGGACGGAGCUGGCCGAGAGGCAGGGCAACGGCCAGCAAGCUAUGUCUCUGGCCAUCCUCCGCGUGAUCCGUCUGGUGAGGGUCUUUCGGAUCUUCAAGCUCUCGCGCCACUCCAAAGGCCUCCAGAUUCUCGGCCAGACCCUCAAAGCCAGUAUGCGGGAGCUGGGACUCCUCAUCUUUUUUCUCUUUAUCGGGGUCAUCUUGUUUUCCAGCGCAGUCUACUUCGCCGAGGCCGACGACCCUACCUCCAGUUUCAGCAGCAUCCCUGAUGCUUUCUGGUGGGCUGUGGUUACCAUGACUACAGUCGGCUACGGAGACAUGCAUCCAGUAACCAUCGGAGGCAAAAUCGUGGGAUCUCUGUGCGCCAUCGCUGGCGUGUUGACCAUUGCGCUGCCCGUACCGGUCAUCGUGUCCAAUUUCAAUUACUUUUAUCACCGGGAGACUGAUGGGGAAGAGCACGCGCAAUACCUCCACGUUGGCAGCUGUCAGCAUCUCAACUCCACAGAAGAGCUGAAACGGACUCAGAGCACGUCCUCCCUCAGUAAAUCGGAAUAUAUGGUCAUAGAGGAAGGCAUAAAUAGCGCUUUCAAACAGCCAAACUACUCCAACCAGAACAAUCAAAACUGCGUGAAUAUUAAAAAGAUUUUCACAGACGUCUAAAUCAUGUUCAGUGCCAGACAGUCUUACAGUAAUCACAAUGAUAUCACCAGUGUGAAUGCGAGGUGCUGCGUUAUUAGGGUACAACGGGGCUAAAAAUAAAUAAAAAAAAAUAGUUUGUUCGCAAAGUAUAUGGCAGUUGAAAAAUAUUUAUUUUUACUGAAUAUAGAUGGGGAUAUAUAAUUUGUAUAAAGUUAAUGCUACAGGUAGUUUCUUUUGAUUAAAUAAAUUAUAUAAAGGCAGCUAGCGGGAAGAAUUUGUUACCGUAUGCAAAUACUUUUGAGCACGAUAUUUUUAGAAAUGGUGUAGCUAUUUUAAGUUUAUUAACGCUUUUGGCAUUUCAUGGAGCUGCAGUGUAAUUGCAGUCGGAUUUCAUAUUGUAACUAUAGGAGAUAAUAAUACACUUUGCACAUGUAACAAAAUUAUUCCCUCCCAAUUACAAAGUUACAAAAUUAGUUGCACUACAGGUAAUCUGCAUUUAUCAUCCUUUUUUAACUAUUCAUUAGGUACUGAAAACUUAAAGUCUUGAGAUGUAUAAAAUAAUUGUAAUGAUUUCUAUUAGAUAGGCCUACAUUAAUCUGAAAUAAAUAAAUAAGUAUUUUGUUACUGCACACCUUAAGAUUCAGAAAUCUGAAAAAAACACUUCAAAAUCUUUUGUCAAAGUCUUUCGUCGUUAAAUGAUGAAUCAGGACACUUGGAGACAAACAAGUGUUUAGGAAAGUACUGUGGUAGUUUUUUGUUGCUAUUUAGUGUUUUAGGAGUAUGAAAAUCACAAGGGCCUUUUUAGAUCCGUUGUACCCUACAUUUUAUGGACAAGCCAGCAUAUUACACUAAAGUAAAGCAGGGCGCUUUUUUUUUUUUUUGGUAGAAAGGUGCCAAACUCCGAUUCAUGUGUUGCGUUUGUCAACAACACAAAGGCUAAGGAUCAGGUCAGGGACUAAAAAGAAGAAGCAUCCAUACUGCAAAUAUUGUGCUCGUAAGUCUGCGUUUGUUAUCAGUGUUAACAUAUAAUCAUCAUAAUACGUUAGUAUUCGCAAUAUCUUACGUUUUGUGGCAAAGUGAAACAACCGAAUAUGUGUCGCUGUUAAUGUGAGCAAACUGAAGAUAAUGCUGUGUUGAUCAUAUGUAUUUUGUUGAAUAUAUGGGUGAUUCAUCAAUUAGGGAAACUAGUUAAUUUAACUAAUAGAUAUUAAUAUGUCUCCUUAAUUUCUUUUUCCUAAUUUUAAGAGUGCUGAAACAGUAAAUUUGUCAGAAUUGCUUCCUACCCAGACUUUUUAACUUUUCUACUCACUUAAUUUAUAAAAUACAUUCAAAUCGGGAUUUUUUUUAAAGCAUUUUUUUAAUUUAAAUAGCAAUUUAUGUGUAUAAUUUGCUAAUAUUUUUUAACAAAGAAUUACAUGUCACCAAUACUGCUGUCAUUUUUUUAAUUAAUUAAGGGAAAUUUUAUAUUUUUUAGGUUUUUUUAGUUUUGAAGAUACAUGACAGAAUAUAAUUAAUUUUAGGAAUUAAAAAUAAAUAAUGUCCUUAGAGUAGUUUUAUAUUAGGUGUCCUAACAUUAUUAUUGGUUCAUUAUAAUUCUGAAACGAUUCUUUUUUGUAUUUUUAUUUAAUUAUGGAAAUUGGCUCAUAACUGGUUUAAAACUUUUUUCACACGUUUAUUAAGGCCAUCUGAUCUGUAUUCCAUGAUAAUUAAUAUAAAUUAACAGAGAUUUCAAAAAGUUCCCCUAAAUGAAGAAUCACCAAAACAUCUCGUGCAGACUUUUUGCAAAACUAAAACAAAACAGUAAAAAACAAUACGUUUUGUUAAUAAUGUAAUCAAAACUUUGUGUGUCUAUUGAAUCUUACUUGCUUGUACCAAAUGAAAUUUGUUAAUACUGAAUGAAAGCAAAUAUAUCUUUAUUUUGUGAUCAAAUUGUGCGAAAAUGUAGUCAUCUCCAGAUUAUGUAAAACUCAAAUCACGUCUAGCCUAAAAAUAUAGCGUUCGUGAUAUCCCUCAAAGUGAGACAUCACAGCGGUUCUGGAUUCUGGGGGGAAAAAAGAUGAAGCAUCUGAAAAGGUGGCCCGGAUCGGUGGGGGAAAAGCAUGUUGGACUCGUCGCCUCCGUGGCAUGGGAGACUACCAAAUCAGAGACUGAAAGACUAAGAGAUCACGCCUUGAGUCCGCCUUGUGAUGCAGUCUCCAUGGCGACUACAGUUUCCUGGGAAUCAGCCUGGACGUCUGUUGUUUGCUGACGAUGGAUAUUAGGCUAAUAUGAAUGAAGACAACAGGAUUUAGUAGGCUUCAGGGGAGAUCCACACAGUGCCUAGGACUGACGACCAAUAGAAACGGAGGCCGUUAACCUUUCUGCUACAAAACAGAACUGAACUCACCUUCAAACAACAAAGAAGAUGCCCGCUUAUCUCUACUGCCAAUUUCCAUUUACAUCUGACUGAAUCACCGUGAACCGCAUCACUCCAGAAGUGGCCUUUGUUGGGUGAAUUCUGCAGGUUCACAUUUAAUACGAAGAAAGCAAUACGAAGAAAACUGAACUGUUGGACUUGAACUGUUGGAUCAUCUAAGAGACCACUGCCAGAUAUUAAUCGAGCUGUUUUCUGGUGUCCAUCAUGUAUUUACAGUUUAGCUGUUGUUGUGCGAGAUGUGAGAACUGUGGAAACUAAAUCUUUCUUGCUCUUUGACCAUAUAAAUAGUCUGAAAGAUA
This is a messenger RNA of Carassius gibelio (silver crucian carp), 4505 nucleotides long. Its product is annotated as potassium voltage-gated channel subfamily A member 3-like. The coding region runs from base 264 to 1811 and encodes 515 amino acids. Gene Ontology annotation, biological process: potassium ion transmembrane transport; protein homooligomerization. Gene Ontology annotation, molecular function: protein binding; delayed rectifier potassium channel activity. The transcript has 3 exons. Gene Ontology annotation, cellular component: voltage-gated potassium channel complex; membrane. The record is from RefSeq and is a predicted model, not a curated record. Lineage: Eukaryota; Metazoa; Chordata; Actinopteri; Cypriniformes; Cyprinidae.